AUGAAGAUUCGUCAAAUCCUGCUGUGCUUCCAUUUGUUGCUUCCCCUGGUCCAUGGGCAAGUGAGUCUACCAGGUCAAGACGCAGCCGAACCAGAAGCAGAAGAACAAGUCCCUGCUGAAGUCACCAUUAGUGACGAUAAUGCUUGUACUGGCGAAAACAGUUGCCAAGAGAAUGAUGUGACGACCAUGACGAUUGGUCCCAACGCCUGUAAUGGGAAAGAGGGCUGCUCUUCCAACAAGGGGGAAACGCUCCGUGUGGGAAAUGGAGCCUGCAAUUCUGCCAAGGACAUUACCGAUGCGGAAUGGGUCGGGCCGCAAGGAAGUACGGGCACAUGUUCGUUCAACUCGGGCAACUUGAUUGCGGGCAACCUCGGAUGUACAGGAGCGGGGGCUUGCACCUACAAUAGGGCCAAUUUACAGACCGGUCCAGGUCCUCGUGGAUGUACAGGGGAGCUCUCCUGUUCCUACAAUGGCGUCAAUCUAUUUGUCUCGGACGAAGCCUGUGGUGGUGAUGGAUCGUGUUCCGGCAACAAUGGUACUGGAACGACGACCAUUGCCCUGGGUGCUUGUUCUGGGGACGGAUCAUGCCGCAAUAAUCCAGGACGAAUGUCCAUUGGAGAGAAAUCUUGUACGGGGGAGAAUUCCUGUCAGAACAAUCUACAGUUUCGCGAGACGUUGACGAUUGGCAGCAAUGCCUGCACCAAGGACAAUAGUUGCAAUCAGUGUCCCGAUGAUGUGCCCGAUGGAGCCGAGGAUUGCGAGGGUGGUGUCCCUCCUCCAGAUCCUCCGACUGUCACCAGUGAUCCCGCCACGAGCAGCAGUACUGACAGCCCCGCCGCCGAAAGCGAGACUGCAGCUCCAGAAACAAGCAGCUCGGCAACGGAUAACAGGGCACAACAACUACAUCAAGUAGUAGGGAUUUGGUUGACUGGCGUGAUGCUUUCUUUAUUAUUGGUACAUUCGAAUUGA
Molecule: messenger RNA, 969 nt
Organism: Seminavis robusta
Lineage: Eukaryota; Bacillariophyta; Bacillariophyceae; Naviculales; Naviculaceae
Source: the annotation of a GenBank genome assembly